CAUCUCCUAAAAACGUAUCUCUCUCUCUCUCUCUCUCUUUCUCUUUCUCUAUCUCCGCCGUGAAUGGCAACACAAGGGAUGGCUCAGCCGUCGGCGAAGAAAAGAAGCUUCCUCCUCCGUGAUAUCUUCAAACUUUGCCGAUCAAUCUCAAGGGUUUUUCCUCGUGACAAACCUAAACAUCAUCAUAAGACUAAACAUGAAACCAAACGUUUUGAUGAAGAACCUAAACGGAAUAAACCAAACGCCUUCGAUUUUCGGGAAACGAAAGGGACGGGUGAUAAUAAUAAGGUGGAAGGUGUGAGUCUUUGUAAGGUUCGUAGUUAUAGAUUUGACAACACCAAUACCAAUUUCGUGGGGAGCAAGAAAUCUCUUUCAAGAAGUUGUAGCCAGAACACAGCCACAGCCACAACGAAUCCGACAUUGCGGAGUUUAUCGUUUAUAGGGAGGAGCAAAAGCAGCAGCAAUAGGAUGACGGAAUCCGGUGGAUUUAUGCCGACACUUAUGAGAUCGACAACCACGGUUCCAAGAAGCUUUGCAAACCCGAUUUUGUAUUCGAGUUCCUCGGCCAAAGUGGCUAAACCUUCUCCAACAGAGAAGAAACUACGCUGUACGCUCGAGGAGCUAUGUAACGGAUGUACCAAGAAGAUCAAGAUCACGAGAGAUGUUAUUACUAGCUCAGGGCAAAUGUGCGAGGAGGAAGAGACGGUGGAAAUAAAAGUGAAACCGGGAUGGAAAGGAGGAACGAAAGUAACAUUCGAAGGCAAAGGGAACGAGGCAAUGGGGAGUGUACCGGCUGACUUGACAUUCGUGAUUGUUGAGAAAGAGCAUGAGGUGUUUAAAAGAGAAGGAGAUAACCUCGAAAUGGCGGUGGAAGUCUCUCUACUCGAAGCUUUAACGGGGUGCGAGCUCUCUGUUGCUUUACUUGAUGGUGACAAUAUGAGUUUGAGGAUAGAAGAUGUUAUUCACCCUGGAUAUGUUACAGUGGUUCAAGGCAAAGGAAUGCCAAAUCUAAAGGAGAAAGGGAAGAGAGGAGAUUUGAGAGUUCGGUUUCGGACUAAGUUCCCGCAACAUCUUACAGAUGAACAAAGGGCAGAGAUUCAUAGCAUUCUUCAAGACUCUUCUUGAUUUGUUGCUUAAGACUUUCUUUCCCUUUAUAGGGGAGCUUUUACAACAUGGUUUAGAUAAAAAAUCCAAAGAGAUUUUUACUCUGUGUCAUCUUUGUUUGUAAACAACCAAGUUGAAAUGAAGAAACCGGUUUCCAUAAUCAACCAAAAACUUUUAU
Molecule: messenger RNA, 1282 nt
Organism: Arabidopsis arenosa
Lineage: Eukaryota; Viridiplantae; Streptophyta; Magnoliopsida; Brassicales; Brassicaceae
Source: the annotation of a GenBank genome assembly